GCGAGCGGCUGCCAGUCGGAAUUGUUCAUUAAACGGAAACACACACGUGAUGUUUUAAUACUUUUUUUAAAUACUUACCGUCCUCGGCUGAUGUUAGCAUGUUGCUACGCUUUGAGGACAAGUAUCACUCAGAAGACGUUUUGAUUGCAUGUGGAAGAAAACAACUAAACUAACAGAAGUCUUGGAAGUCUACUAUUGCCGGGUUUUUUUGUUGUUGUUGUUUUUUUGUUUUUUUUUUGUUUUGUUUUUUUUUGUACUGAAGAAGGUGCAGAUACAACAGGAGUUUAUAAAGACGUGGAUUCGACAAGUUGCACAAAUGGUCUUUCUGUGGGACGCCAAAUACGACCCCUCCCUUGGCCGGCGCUACACUCCCCCAUCCACCACCCUUGCAUCUGGGGAAAAGAUAGCUGAGGCCCUGGGCGCCCAGGAGGUUGAAAGCGGUGUGUCACUUGUGGGCAAGCUGCGCAUGGCCAGCCAUGACAUGGUGGUCUCCGAUCACACGGGAGAGUUGGUGAAGACGGACAGUCCUAACUUCCUGUGCUCGGUGUUGCCGACACACUGGCGGUGCAACAAAACCCUGCCCAUUGCGUUUAAGGUGGUGGCUCUUGGCGAGGUUUCUGAAGGCACAAUGGUGACAGUGAUGGCAGGAAAUGACGAGAACUACUCAGCAGAGCUGCGCAACGCCACAGCUGCCAUGAAAAACCAAGUGGCCCGAUUCAAUGACCUGCGCUUCGUUGGACGCAGCGGCCGGGGUAAGAGUUUCACUUUGACCAUCACAGUGUUCACCAACCCCCCCCAGGUGGCGACCUACCAGAGAGCCAUCAAAAUCACUGUGGACGGUCCCAGAGAGCCACGACGUCAUCGCCAAAAGAUGGAUGACAUCAAGCCCGGGUCGUUGGCCUUCUCCGAGAGGCUCACCGAGCUGGAGCAACUGAGGCGGAGCUCUAUGAGAGUAACGUCCCCACACCAUCAUCAUCACCCCCAUCAUCAGCAUCACCAUCAUCACCAUCACCAGGCCUCCGUCAGCAACACACGCCAGUCGGCUGCGGCCUCGUUGCACUCUGCCACGUUCGCCAGCCCCGCCCACACACAGAUGUCUGCUGAUGCUCGACCGCUGCAGUCCUCGCCAUCGUGGUCCUACGACCAGUCGUAUCCAUACCUGGGCCAGAUAGCCACACCCAGCGUCCACCCAGCCAAUCCCCUUUCACCAACUCGCUCGUCGCUGGGUGAUCUGUCCUCACGACUUACUGGUUCUGACCUUACCUUUGGUGACCCAAGGAUGACAUUGGAACGACCUUUCACCUCUCUUCCCUCUUUGCCGGACCCACGCUUCUCCGACCCGCGCGUACAUUACCCUCCCACGGCGGCCACCUUCACCUACACGCCCCCCCACAACCCCGUCUCCAAUGGCACGCUCGGCAUCACCAUGGCAACAGCCAUGGCGACCACACCCGCCGGAAGGUACCACACCUACCUGCCAACGCCAUACCCGUCAAACGUGCCGCACCAGCCGCAAAACAGGCCCUUUCAGUCCAACUCGCCGUACCACGUGUACUACUCGACGACCACCGGCUCCUACCAGUUCUCCAUGAUGGCGGGGGGAGGAGACUCACGUUCCCCGCCGAGAAUACUGCCGCCUUGCACCAACGCUUCCACCGGCUCGCCUCUCCUGCACCCGCCUCUGCCCAAUCAAAACAAUGGGGUGGGCGUGGAGGUGGAGUCGAGCCAUAGUAGCUCCCCUGCAAACAUGGCCGCCGUCGAGGCCGUUUGGAGACCUUACUGAUGGACGAACGUUUUCAUCAACGCACACUGAUAGUGCUUUUAUUUCAUGUGACACUGUAGAUGUUCAUUGUUUUUGUACGGCCGUAUGAUUUGAAGGAUGGAUGUAAAAGUAAGUUUUUUGUAGGAUUGCAAAGACAGAAUUGUCAAAAAUUCCACACCCAAAAAUUAGGGAUGUCCGAUAAUAUCGGACUGCCGAUAUUAUCGGCCGAUAAAUGCUUUAAAAUGUAAUAUCGGAAAUUAUCGUAUUGGUUUCAAAAUUGUCAGUAUCGGUUUCAAAAAGUAAAAUGUAUGACUUUUUAAAACGCCGCUGUGUACACGGACGUAGGAAGAAGUACAGAGCGCCAAUAAACCUUAAAGGCACUGCCUUUGCGUGCCGUCCCAGUCACAUAAUAUCUACGGCUUUUCACACACACAAGUGAAUACAACGCAAACUUGGUCAACAGCCAUACAGGUCACACUGAGGGUGACCGUAUAAACAACUUUAACACUGUUACAAAUAUGCGCCACAUUGUGAACCCACACCAAACAAGAAUGACAAACACAUUUCGGGAGAACAUCCGCACCUUAACACAACAUAAACACAACAGAACAAAUACCCAGAACCCCUUGCAGCACUGACUCUUCCGGGACGCUACAAUAUACAACCCCCUACCCCUCCCAACCCCCACUCAACCCCGCCCCUCCCAACCCCGCCCACCUCAACCUCCUAAUGCUCUCUCAGGGAGAGAAUGUCCCAAAUUCCAAGCUGAUGUUUUGAGGCAUGUUAAAAAAAAUAAUGCACUUUGUGACUUCAAUAAUAAAUAUGGCAGUGCCAUGUUGGCAUUUUUUUCCAUAACUUGAGUUGAUUUAUUUUGGAAAACCUUGUUACAUUGUUUAAUGCAUCCAGCGGGGAAUCACAACAAAAUUAAGCAUAAUAAUGUGUUAAUUCCACAACUGUAUAUAUCGGUAUCGGUUGAUAUCGGUAUCGGUAAUUAAGAGUUGGACAAUAUCGGAAUAUCGGAUAUCGGCAAAAAAGCCAUUAUCGGACAUCUCUACCAAAAAUACAAAAAUCUGGUACUUACAGUAAACAGGGAAAAAAAAUGAUGACCAAAAGUGACGCAUUGAAAAAAAAAACUAACCAAAAACUACCACCUCAAGACUUACUGGGCAAAAAGGAGGAGCGGAGCAACGAGGACGACUGGAAGACGGUGGGAGACUGAAGGUUUUUUUUUUAAACCACAGAAUGUCGGUACUUGGGGCUUUUCAACGCCACUGAUUGGGAAGCUGACGCAAGUGUGUCUCAGUUACCCACCCUUCAUUGGAAGUGGGCAUCUGCAGAGGAAACACAAAAAAGAAUCCAAAAGGGGAAAACGAUACAAAAUAAAAGGCAAGGUGAGAAAAUGGAGUGCCUUAUGACAAACGUGUUGUAUCCUCACUCUGUCUGGUGAUCCUCACAAUAGUUAAUGACAUUAUUCAGGUUUCCUUUGACUGUUGUUGAUCACAAUGUCCUCAGUCAACCGACAAUUAAAUUCAACAUCAAACUUUUCAAAGUAUGUGUAAUGUUUUGUGUAGGAUUGGACCCAGCAUGCACGGACAGAAUUUUAAAAAUAUUUAAUCAGAACUCACGUCGGCAUGUAAACGAACCAUCGCAAAAGGACAAACCCAAAGCUACCAAAUCAAAAAUGUACUAGACGAAAUGUUGCAACAGAAGCAGACCAACAAGAACAGAUGGAAGACAAAGAAUCAGUGUGAACAUUCUGCUUUGUAUAAAAAAGGACAUGGAAAAAUACUAGAGCAGUGGUUCUCAAACUUUUUUUUACCUCAGAAAAAACGUGGCUCUUCCAGUAUCACCAUAAUGACCAACAUUAAAAUACAAUAGCAUAGUAGGCUUAAGUAUUUAUUGAAACAAGGCAGAGGUUUUAUUUACCAAGUAUAUUGAAUACUUUUGGGCACUGUAACAUUACACAGAGUUUGAACAGUAAUACUGUGUUUGAAUAUAGCAAAACAAAACACUGUACUUUAAUCAAGUGAUUAUUUGGCGUAUCCCCAGGAGCAGCCUGAAUACCCCUAGUGAUGCACGUACUCAGUUCUUGGUAUUGUUAGGGUGAUCGCAUUUUCAUUAUCCAAAACCAAGACAAUCGGCCCUGCAAUGAAAUGUUUAAAUGAUACUCACUGUUUACUCAAAAAUGCCUUAUAAUUUGAAUGCAUUAAACAUAUGCAUCAUCUGUAAUAUGAAAUUGUUAUCAAACAAAAGACUUUCUAUAACCAAAGACACAAUUUCAGAUAUGCUGCUCAGGUUAUGUUUUAUUAUGCCUGAAAUAAUAUCUCUUUGUUAAGUUUCACUGAUACAAAAAUAACUUCUGAAAUAAAACAGUCACCAAUAUAUUAUUUAACAGUCUGAUGCAGGAGAACAAAUAAGCUUCUCCCUGCCACAGAUGUUGUGGUUUUCAACCAGCGUGUAGCGGUUGCCCUCUUGUGAGUUCCCCUGAUCGCGACAGACCUUCUUAAGAGCCCGGUAGUCAGGUGCAAUAAUAUUUUUAUUGUGCGCACACGCGCCAGGUCAGCACUCUUUUCAGCAACUUUUCAGUCUUUCGGCUGUUCUUCCUCUUGCGGCGUGGUCUUGGGCACAUGUGUGGGUUGUCUGGCUUAAACUCCAACUACUGUCUUGGCCCGGCUGCUGCUAAUAAGCAUGGCAGGUGAUUGGAUGAUUAGCCCCAGCUGGGUAAUCCAAUCACCUGCCAGCUGUGCUUCGAGGCCGGUCCUUAUAUACCCUGCUCUGCGGCAGGCCCGCAGACUACGCCCCCCUCUACACAGCGGUUCUCAAACUUUACCACCUCAGAAUACACUUGGCUCUCCAAGUACCUCUAUAAUGACCAACAGUAAAAUACAGUAGCCUAAUAGGCCUAAAUAUUCAUUAAAGCCCACCCAGAUGUUUUAUUUAACAAGUAUAUUCAAUACUUUAGCCACUGUAACAUUGCAAACAGUUUGAAUUGUAACUCUGUGUUUAAAUAUAAGAAAAUAAAACAUAGUACUUUAAUCAAAUGAUUUUUUGGCGUACCACUAGAGGAACCCUGCGUACCAUUACAGUUUAAAAAUCACUGUUCAAAACACUACUAAUUGGGAUAUGUCUGCAAGUGUGCCUCGUUGCCUCACCCCCACCGGCAGUAAAGGUAUCUGUAGAGGAAACACAAAAAAGGAACCUGUGGAAACAAUACUGUGUAAAAGUCAGGACAAAAAGCGUACUGUGACAUUUUGUAUGAGAAACAGUUAAAAUGAAUAUUAUGACAUUUUGGACUAUUUAUAAGCUUAUUUUUACAACUUGAAAAUGUCUGACAAGCUUACACUUAAUGAUACCAGCCUGUAUGUGUACUCUUCCAACUUGUAUAAAUAUAUUUAUUUUCCAUCAUGAUUCAA
Messenger RNA from Entelurus aequoreus (snake pipefish), 5175 nucleotides. RefSeq names its product RUNX family transcription factor 1 (gene runx1). Gene Ontology annotation, biological process: regulation of transcription by RNA polymerase II; neuron differentiation; regulation of cell differentiation. The record is from RefSeq and is a predicted model, not a curated record. Gene Ontology annotation, molecular function: ATP binding; DNA-binding transcription factor activity, RNA polymerase II-specific; RNA polymerase II cis-regulatory region sequence-specific DNA binding. Lineage: Eukaryota; Metazoa; Chordata; Actinopteri; Syngnathiformes; Syngnathidae. The coding region runs from base 149 to 1783 and encodes 544 amino acids. The transcript has 8 exons. Gene Ontology annotation, cellular component: nucleus.